Molecule: messenger RNA, 699 nt
Organism: Halteromyces radiatus
Lineage: Eukaryota; Fungi; Mucoromycota; Mucoromycetes; Mucorales; Cunninghamellaceae
Exons: 3
Biological process (GO): nucleolar large rRNA transcription by RNA polymerase I; transcription initiation at RNA polymerase I promoter
Cellular component (GO): RNA polymerase I upstream activating factor complex
Molecular function (GO): rDNA binding; RNA polymerase I general transcription initiation factor activity
Source: RefSeq, a predicted model, not a curated record
UUUUUUUAUUGUUGUCCUUGUUCAUGUCUUCAACUUUUCUUCGCUCCUCCUCCUCCUCCUCUUCUUCUUCUACUUCGACUCCCAAUGAACAAUAUCAACAGUUCGUAGCUCAACAAAUUGCAAUUCAGAAUCAUGAUCUGGAAGAUGAUUCAUAUGAUACGUUUGAAGGAUCAUAUGUUGGUAGUUACUACUGGAGUGCCUUGGAAAAGAAACGGUUUUUCUUGGCCUUGGAUCGCUAUGGACCACAUGAACCCAGUUUAAUCCAACAACGUAUUGGCUCCACCAAAUCUGUCUUUCAAGUAUCUUUGUAUCUGGACUUAUUGGCAACAGCAUCUGAACAACAUCCUAUGGAACAAGAAGAUCACACGUACAUUCCUUUUGCCUACGAAAUGAGUGAUCAUUGGAUGUCACUGGAGGAAGAUCUUGCUGAACAAUGUAUGUCCUUAUCUGAUGACCAUAUGAUCGAAUUGAACACUCGUUGGAUCAAGGAAAGGCAGACAACAAGAAGGAAACGAAGGACGCAUACUAGCAAGGAAGUGUUCGCUGCUUGGGAUAUAUUUGACCGUAUAGCAAUGGAUAACUUGGUAUCCCGACGAUUUAAAACUGACGAGAAUGGCAAAAAAGAUAACGGCGAAGAUCAAGAUGACAUGGAAGAAGUCAAAGCUGAGGACAAUACUGAUGAUGAUGAUGAUGAUGAUG